Messenger RNA from Nycticebus coucang (slow loris), 5708 nucleotides. RefSeq names its product ENAH actin regulator (gene ENAH). Gene Ontology annotation, molecular function: SH3 domain binding; profilin binding. NCBI's taxonomy places the organism in Eukaryota, Metazoa, Chordata, Mammalia, Primates, Lorisidae. The record is from RefSeq and is a predicted model, not a curated record. Gene Ontology annotation, biological process: actin polymerization or depolymerization; actin polymerization-dependent cell motility; axon guidance. The transcript is spliced from 14 exons. The coding region runs from base 467 to 2800 and encodes 777 amino acids.
CUCCCGGGCUCCUCGCGGCGAUCCCGACUCUCCUCCCGCGGCUGCAGCAGCUGCCGGUUGCACACGGCCUUGGCAGCGGGCGCGGCGGGCGCGGGCCUGUGGAGCGGCGGCCGGGCGCGCGGCCCCGGCGGGCACCCCUCUGAGGGCGGCCGAGGAAGCUCCGGGAGGAGGAGGAGGAGGAGGAAAAGAAGAAGGUGGGAGGCGGCGGCCGCCGGAGGACCCGCUCCGCGCCUCGGCCUCUCCGCCCCCUCCCCAGCCUUUCCCUCGCCUUCUCCUCUCGUAUUCCGGGCCGGCGCCGCGGCUUUGUGCGAGGAGAUGGUGUAGCCCCCUGGCCGCCGAAGGAGGAGCCGGACACUUGAGUCUCCAGGCUCGGAGCUGCGUCCCCGCCCCUGGAGGAGAGACCCCCCUGGGCUCGGCGCCUCCCGCCUCUCCCGGCUUCUGGGGAAGCCUCUGCGCCGCCGGCACCAUGAGUGAACAGAGUAUCUGUCAGGCAAGAGCUGCUGUGAUGGUUUAUGAUGAUGCCAAUAAGAAGUGGGUGCCAGCUGGUGGCUCAACUGGGUUCAGCAGAGUUCAUAUAUAUCAUCAUACAGGCAACAACACAUUCAGAGUGGUGGGCAGGAAGAUUCAGGACCAUCAGGUUGUGAUAAAUUGUGCCAUUCCUAAGGGGUUGAAGUACAAUCAAGCUACACAGACCUUCCACCAGUGGCGAGAUGCUAGACAGGUGUAUGGUCUCAACUUUGGCAGCAAAGAGGAUGCCAAUGUCUUCGCAAGUGCCAUGAUGCAUGCCUUAGAGGUGUUAAAUUCACAGGAAACAGGGCCAACAUUGCCUAGACAAAAUUCACAACUACCUGUCCAAGUUCAAAAUGGCCCAUCCCAAGAAGAAAUGGAAAUUCAAAGAAGACAACUACAAGAACAGCAACGACAAAAGGAGCUGGAACGGGAAAGACUGGAGAGAGAAAGAAUGGAGAGGGAAAGGCUGGAGAGAGAGAGGUUAGAAAGGGAGAGGCUGGAGCAGGAGCAUCUGGAGAGAGAGAGGCAGGAACGCGAACGAGAUCGGCAGGAACGCCUGGAGAGGGAGAGGCAGGACAGACAAGAACGCGAGAGGCUGGAGCGGUUGGAACGGGAGAGGCAAGAAAGGGAGCGACAGGAACAGUUAGAAAGGGAGCAGUUGGAAUGGGAAAGAGAACGCAGAAUAUCCAGUGCUGCUCCAUCUUCAGACAGCUCCCUGUAUAGCGCUCCACUUCCUGAGUAUUCCAGUUGCCAGCCUCCUUCAGCACCUCCUCCAUCAUAUGCUAAAGUCAUCUCAGCUCCAGUGUCAGAUGCUACUCCUGAUUAUGCUGUAGUGACUGCUUUGCCACCUACUUCCACACCCCCUACACCACCACUGCGACACUCAGCGACACGUUUUGCAACUUCUUUAGGUUCAGCCUUCCACCCUGUUCUUCCCCAUUAUGCUACAGCUCCUCGUCCUCUGAACAAAAACUCUCGACCUUCUUCUCCUGUGAACACACCCUCUUCUCAGCCUCCAGCUACGAAGCCCUGUGCCUGGUCUACUUCCAGUUUUUCGCCCCUCCCUCCAUCUCCUCCAAUAAUGAUUAGCAGCCCCCCAGGCAAAGCUACUGGUCCAAGGCCUGUCCUCCCUGUUUGUGUUUCUUCUCCUGUGCCCCAAAUGCCUCCAUCACCGACAGCACCCAAUGGGCUGCUUGACUCUGUAACAUAUCCAGUGUCUCCACCGCCUACCUCAGGGCCAGCAGCUCCUCUGCCACCGCCUCCACUGCCUUCCCUCGCAUCACUUUCACACUGUGGAUCUCAAGCUUCUCCUCCUCCAAGCACCCCUGUUGCCUCAACUCCCUCAUCCAAGCCUAGUGUUCUCCCUUCUCCCUCUGCAGCUGCCCCUGCCUCUGUUGAGACUCCUCUAAACUCUGUGCUGGGAGACUCUUCUGCUUCUGAGCCAGGCUUGCAGGCAGCCUCUCAGCCGGCCGAGACUCCAGCCCAACAGGGCAUUGUCUUAGGACCACCUGCACCUCCACCCCCUCCACCGCUCCCACCGGGUCCUGCCCAGGCUUCAGCAGUACUCCCCCUUCCCUCAGGACCCCCUCCACCACCUCCACUUCCAUCCUCUGGGCCUCCUCCACCUCCUCCUCCCCCUCCUCUUCCUAAUCAAGUCCCACCUCCUCCUCCACCACCUCCUGCCCCUCCCCUCCCUGCAUCUGGAUUUUUUUCGGGAUCCAUGUCAGAAGACAAUCGCCCCUUAACUGGACUUGCUGCUGCAAUUGCUGGAGCAAAACUUCGGAAAGUGUCACGGAUGGAGGAUACCUCUUUCCCAAGCGGAGGGAAUGCCAUUGGUGUGAACUCGGCCUCAUCUAAAACAGAUACGGGUCGUGGAAAUGGACCUCUUCCUUUAGGGGGUAGUGGUUUAAUGGAAGAAAUGAGUGCCCUGCUGGCCAGGAGGAGAAGAAUUGCUGAAAAGGGAUCAACAACAGAAGCAGAACAAAAAGAAGAGAAAAGUGAAGAUUCAGAGCCUGUAACUUCUAAGGCCUCUUCAAUAAGUACACCUGAACCAACAAGAAAACCAUGGGAAAGAACAAAUACAAUGAAUGGCAGCAAGUCGCCUGUUAUCUCCAGACCAAAAUCCACACCUUUGUCACAGCCUAGUGCCAAUGGAGUCCAGACAGAAGGACUUGACUAUGACAGACUGAAACAGGAUAUUUUAGAUGAAAUGAGGAAAGAACUAACAAAGCUAAAAGAAGAGCUCCUUGAUGCAAUCAGGCAGGAGCUGAGCAAGUCAAAUACAGCAUAGAGAAACAAACUAAGGAGAGAUAGGACUUUAAUCUGGAGGGAAAAAAAAAUCCUACAAACAACUGUUAUCAGCAACCCCCUACAUUUUAUGAGCAGUAAGAAGAAAAUGGAGACAAACAGAAGGAGGGAAAAACCAACAUACUCUGAAAGCCUUCAGAUACGUGACUCUGGUGAUAAGCUAUUUCCCUCUCAGUUUGCUGCUUUUUUCUGAUCUUUACAACAGAAUGGAAGAGUGUCACAUAAGAGUUCCUGUAACAGUUAUGCAGAAAAUACUAAACUCAUCAGGCAAGAUCACCGUGCAUUGAGAUAUUUUCAUGUCAAGAUAAAAUUGCACAAUCCAUUGCUAAAAUAAAGAGGAGAAAGGCUUAAGAAGUUUUUUUUCAGAGAGUACUGAUGACGAAUUUAGCAAGUUAUGCUAUUGUAUUGUAAAUGUUUCUCUCAGGUUUGUCUUCCUAUCGUAUUUGAUAUUCCAUGAAUAAUUGAGAUCAGCCGUUUGUAGGUAAAGAUCAUAAAAUGUGGAACAAAUGGAAUUGUAAGUGCUUUCAGAGGUUGAUAUUUAUAAGAAAGUGUCCUAAAAAUGUUUUGUCCAGCUUGAGGAAUUUUAGAAUGAUAGGAAGUCUCUCGAGUUAGCCUUCAUGCAAUUUUGUAGAUUAAAACAUAAAAUUUGUCCAGAAUUUAAAGAUUUAGAUGCCUUCCUAAAUUGUUACAAUGCUUUACCAAAUCUAUGACUUCUACAUAACACAAACCAGUGGUCAAAUGUAAAACAAUAUAUUGUAGAUUUACUGUAGGUUUUCAACCUUUUUUAGAUCUAUGCAUGUGGACAUUUUUAUAAUGUAAUAACAAUCACCACAAAGUUAGCUUUUUUAAUCGCAGACAGUAAUGCAUGUCACACUAAUAUGUAGUGGCCUUUUUAAGGCCUAGUCCCAGGGAAACAUUUUGUAGAGUAUAGGGGAAUGGGAGGAAGGGAAGGAAUAAUUUUUUAUUUAAAGUCAAUUUCUGCACUGUCUUUUUUUCUCAAUUACCUGCAUGAAUAAUAAUGAGGAAUAUUUUGUGACUUUAAUUGGUAAAUAUAUUACAAAACCAAGUACUUAAUCUUUUACAUCAUAUCUUCAGCUAUUUGUAUUUCAACCAGUAAUUUCAAUGAUCUGAAACAUGAUUCUGAGCUUCACAUGAAUUAUAUCUUCCUGUGAAACUCAAAAGUUUGAUCACUGAAUUUGGAAGUUACUGUUACCUAGGUGCCCCUGCAGUUACACAGGUGUUUCCAUACAUGUUCCUGAGUAAGAAGCUGCUUUUGAUUUUUGUUAUGUUGAAAUACAAGAAAUAACAAUGAGGCAGCAAUUAAGGUCACAGAAGUCAUUAUAAAGGGAAAUCGAGGAGUUCUGCAGUUUUCUUUUAAUAAAUAAAGUGAGAGGUGUUGGGAAGAAGGAAUUAGAUAUUCUGCCCACCACCACCACCACCUUGUACAUGCUGUCUGUAUGUAAUCCACUCCCCUUUCUUUGAAACUGAUAUGACUAAAAUAGGGAAGAAAUUCUAUAAGUUGCAAUGGUAACAUUUUGGAAAAUUUAGGAAAUCAAAAAUUCUCCAGGCUCUCCAUCUUGAUUUAUGCUUGAGUUGUUUUAUGUGCCAUAUUUGCUUUGAAAUCUUUGAUUGUCAGAAGUUCUACUAAAAUUUUGAAGAAAUAAUUCACUUUCAUCUGCUUUCUAGAUUUCAUAGUAAGUUCAUGAAACAAAGCCUGUUGGUAGCAUAGUUUUCUCAUUGCUGCAAAUUUGCAGUCAUUACCACUACAAAGAAGUUUGAGGGAGUUUUUUUCCUUGUUAAAAUAGUUUCUGUUUUUAUAGAAAUUUCAUUUUUACAUUAAAUUAUGAUGGAUGAGCUAUCAUAAUUCCAACAUGCAGUUCUUUCUUCUGUCAAGUGUUCAUCGUCAUACAGUAGUAAUAAAGACAUCAAAGACGCAGCGAGCUUAUAAAGUACUGUUUUCUAAAAGAAAUAGGCAUUUUCAUCUUUAUUAUCGUACCUUUGAUUAUGCAAACACUUUGACAAUAUAAACAUUUACAUCCCCUGUAAAACUGGUCAGAAAUCUCUUUUAGUUUCGUUGAGUAAAUUGAAUAGUCUAUGAUAGGUAGUACUGGGUACAAGUGGUCCAAACUAAGAUAAAAGACUAAAAUAAAAUGCUAAAUCUUAAACUGGUUUAUGCACUAAACAUUUUGUGCCUUGGUCUAAUAUUAACAUGAUGUCUGUGUAAAAUGACAGAAAAGAACCAGGUUGAAUCACACCUGAUUUUCCAUCCUUUUGUGUUAUCCCAGAUUGCUAAAUGUAUUCUUUCCACAAAGUUGGAUCGAAUUAUUCUAUACAUUUGCUGUCAUACGUGACAGUUGUGUCAUUGUUAGAGAUUUCAGUAAUUAAAAUGGGAAACAAAAGCUUAAGUUAUUUUCUUUAUCAAACCUAUGUUCCUCAGAACCACAUUAUUAACAAUGGUGUUUGUGCUCUUGUACACUGGAUGUCUUAAGCUGAGUUCAGUUUAGGGGAUCCUUUUGAAUUACAGGAAGGGACUGCUUUCCUCAACACUGUGAUCUGACCUGUGACACGUCUGUCCUCCACACUCUGUAAAUGGCUAACAAGUCAAUUGCAAACAAACUGAAUGUACAAAUCUUAGUGCUGGUGCUGAAAUCUCUUCAGAAUAGUUGUCAUGAUUUAAAAGUUUGUUUAAAAAUUUGCAAGCGUCAAGUGUCAAGACCGAAGAUGAAGCGCUGAUGAAUGUGGAAUCCUCCUGCGUUCACUAGCUGUGCGUCCUUCUUAGAUUUUUCAGUUCUCUGCUGUUUGUCGUAACUAUUCUCAUUUAAGUUUUAUUUCACUUAAAUUUCAUACACGCUAACUUCGUUUGUGUGAUUGAAAUAAAAUGGCAGUAUAUA